CCAGCUCAGUCAGUCAGGGAGAGCAGAUCUGAAAUGGCCAUCUAUUGUUUGCAUCUAGAUGGAGCACAAAGUUAUGGGCAUUUGAUGUUGGGAGGUGGUGAGGUGAACAGGAGGAGAAAGAGGAGGUCUGCUGGCUGCAGGAUUCCAUCACUCUUGGCAACCGUUUUGGAGUUACCACGGAAACACUGUGCCAUGUUGUCUGCCUCUCUUUUGUCUUCCUCCAUCCCUCUGCAUUUUUUCUCUCACUCUCUUUCUCGCUCCAUCUCGUCUUAAUCGCUGGGCGACCUCCUCCAGGCGUUGCCACGGCGAUGCUCUGGGUCCGCUGCAGACCCGUUUGAGCACAGAACAGAGCUGUGUGCUGGUGAAGGAAGUCAUCAGCUGAGCUUGUUCUUUUGUCUUAUCCCCCUUUGAUGACCUUUCACCCCUCCACUUUUCUUGCUGUUUGAAGAGCGUCGAUUUGGAUUGGCCCAGCAAGUCAGCUGACAUCACAUAAAGUUGGAUGAAGUUGGGGGGAGUGAGGCACUCUCUGCUGCAAUCAGAGUUGAUGUUUUCAUGACUCGGUCGCUCUGAGUGGCGUCCCAGCGCUUCACAGAGACCAAAUAAAGCUCUGUGAACAAACCUUUAGCAAGAUGAAUGAGGAGGCGGAGGAGGCGCCUGAGAGGAUGCUGGAAGCUGAGGAAGAGACGCUGUUUGAACGCUUUGCAACAAAUGAAGAAAAUUUAGAGCUGAAGACAGGAGAGACGGAGGAAGAGAUGGAAACUGAGAAGACUCAACAAGAAGAAAAGGUGCAGCAAAGUGAAAAGUUGGAAGAGGUGCAAAGGAAUGAAGGACUGCAGGAGGAGGAGGAGGUGCAGAAUGAAGAUGCAACACUGACAGGGGAGCAGGAAGCUAAACGGGAGCUGAAUCAGGUGGACCAACACAGUGCAAACUUGGAGAACAGAGAGGGGGUACAGGAACCCCAAGAGGCUGAGGAGGAGGAGCAGGAGGAGGUGCGGGGUGACGAGAUGUUACGGUCUGAGAAACAGCUGUGUGAAAGGCAGCAACUGCAGGAAGAGGAAGUGCAGCAGACUGAGGGGCAGCAGGACUUUGCAGACACUCUGGAGCCGAAUCACAACAGCCAGGUCCUGAUCCGACUGAGAGGAAUGCAGAAAUACAAAAGUACAUCACAGAGGCUGAAGGCAGCCCUGGAACAGAUGGACCGGGGGGUUGUGGACCUACAGGAGCUCCGCAGGAACCUGGAGCUCGCUGCGGCCAUGUUGGACGCUGUUUACACGGAUGAAACGAGACGCCUCUUGGACACAGAGGAUGAGCUAAGUGACCUGCAGGCGGAGUCGGUUCCCAGCGAGGUUCGUGAUUGGCUGGCAUGCACAUUCAGCAGGAGGACGGGCUUGUCCAAGCGCCGCCCUGAGGAGAAGCCAAGAUUCAGGAGCAUCGUUCAUGCAGUGCAGGCUGGGAUAUUUGUUGAGAGGAUGUACAGACGGACGUCCAACAUGGCCGGUCUGACCUACCCCCCCACAGCACUGAACGCUCUAAAGGAGGUGGAUCAGUGGUCCUUUGAUGUUUUUACCUUCCACGACGCCACAGGAGAACACGCCCUCAAGUUCAUCGUCUACGACCUUCUGACCCGCUAUGACCUCAUCAACAGGUUCAGGAUCCCAGUGCAGGCAUUGGUGCAAUUUGUUGAGGCUCUGGAGAGUGGCUACAGCAAACACAGGAACCCCUACCACAACCUGAUCCAUGCCGCUGACGUCACCCAGACUGCCCACUUCCUGAUGUUACACACCGGACUAAUGCACUGGCUCAGUGAGCUGGAGAUCCUCGCAAUGGUUUUUGCAGCAGCAAUUCAUGACUUUGAGCACACAGGAACCACCAACAACUUUCACAUUCACACCAGAUCAGAGGUGGCCAUUCUGUACAACGAUAGGUCAGUGCUGGAGAACCAUCACGUCAGUGCCGCCUACAAGCUGAUGGCAGAGGAGGAUAUGAACAUCCUGGUCAACCUGAACAAGGACGACUGGAGAGAACUUAGGUCUCUUGUGAUUGAGAUGGUGAUGUCCACAGACAUGUCCUGCCACUUCCAGCAGAUCAAGACCAUGAGAAACUCUUUGACACAGACAGACAGUAUAGACAAAGUGAAGGUUUUGUCGCUGAUGCUUCAUGCUGCAGACAUCAGUCACCCCGCCAAAGCCUGGCCGCUUCACUAUCACUGGACCCACAGCCUGAUGGAGGAGUUCUUCAGACAGGGAGAUAAAGAAGUGGAACUUGGUCUUCCCUUUUCACCACUUUGUGACCGCAAAGCUACCAUGAUCGCCCAGUCGCAGAUAGGUUUCAUUGACUUCAUUGUGGAACCAACAUUCAGCGUUCUGAUAGAUACAACUGACAAGGUGAUUGGUCCUCUGAUCGAAGAGGACAGGAAGGCCAGAGAGACUGGAAACAGGCGCCCCAGCUUAACAGGAAGUGGUUCAGUCACUGUCGAGUCAGUGCAGAGGCACAGCAGUGGUCUCCACGGCAACAGCGAUGAUGGACCGACAGACUUUUCAUUGACUGCCAUCGACCUGCCGGCUCUGAGGCUCCACCUUUCCAGCGUCAUUGUAAGCAACAAGGAAAGAUGGAAAGAGCUGUCUGUGCAUGAGCUGGCCAAUAAGGAAAAAGAAGAAAAAGAGGCCAUGGAGGGCAUAAAAGUGAACCCAGACACCCAAUCAAGCCAAAGUGGCCACAACAAAGACCAAUCACCAGACCCCAACAGAUCUCUGGCCCCUGAGAGCCAAAACGAUGGGUCACCUGAGCUGGAGCCCACAGAUCACCUGAGCUGGAAUGGGGAAGAGAAGGUAGAAGAGGAGGACCAAGUGCCCGAAAAUGCCUGAUGACGUACUGCUGAAAUCUCCCCGCUGUAUCUCACUGUGGCACAUCACCAUGGCAACAGGCAGCUUGGUGGAGCGACAAAGAGGAUUCCGAUUCUUCUGUGUAAACAGAGUAGCUGGCUCUGCGGCCCCUCAGUGGUCCCCAAAGGCCUACAGACUUUACGUUUACAGACUUUGUGUUUACAGUCCAAUAUGGAAAUAUAACAUUCAACCAACAACUUUCAUCAGAUUACGGCUUCUUAGCAGUUUACAGAUCUAUUCAAAGUGGUGAAAAUGUGUAGUGGUAUUUUAAUAGAGAAUCAUGUGACUGCUGUCUGUCACAGACCUGGAAAUGUCAGAAUUUAAAUUAAAGAAAAAGCAGACAAAAGACAGCCGAAACCUGGAGAAACUCAGUUGAAGAGGUGUGAGUUCAUCAGCAGUCAUGUGCGUAGACAUGCACCGCCUAACUCAUGUCAUUAAGAAAAGGAGUGCUUGUUGCUCUGCUCUUAAAUCUUGCCUCAAACUCUCAUACAUGUUGCUCUUCUGACCCAACCUGUGAUGUUAGACCGUCCAACCUGACCCAAGUGGUUGUGGUUCACUGCGGCGCUCAGGCAGGAUGAAUGUCAGCAGCAGAUCAAUGACUUCAAUUUGUUGACCUGAUCUAGUCAACUAAAAGUUGACAUUUGAACCAAAUGUAGUCUGUGCACAGAAAACAGCCAAUCUUUGUUCACCACUAAUGCAGUUUAAAAGACAGAUUUGUUGACCUGAAAAGUAUUCAUUUUUCUGAUGCUACUUUGUGAGGGAACAGUUUCAAUUUGACUCUGGCACAGAAAAAAGACAAAAGCUGUGGAAAAAUAAAUGGCUGAAAACUAAACCAAAAGAAAAAUGAGAUGAUCACAUCACGUUUAGACAAUUAAGAGUAAUCAAAUCCUGAAUGUUAUCAGUUAUUCUCCUUUUAACGCGAUUUAUUAUUAUUUCCACAUCUGAACAAACAUCCAGCUACUUUUCUAUAAAACCUCAGACUCUCAGUUGGUCAUAAAACCAAUUUCCUGUUGCUUUUCCUCCUGCUCUCUGUUUAUAUUUUGAACAAAAAGAUGUGAAAUUUGAAACAUUUUAUACACAUGUGGGCAAAACUGUUGGUACCUUUCGGUUAAUUCAAGAAAAAUUCAUGACAUGAAUCUGACAAAAGUAAUGUUAAAUUCUUGUUAUCGAUCAGUGGAAAGGCCACCAAAUGUUGUAUUCAAUAAAAAAAAUCUCUGAAAUGUAACCAGUAAAAGUCAGACAUUGCUUAUAAUUCACGCUUUAACACAAUUUUUUACAUAAAUAUAAUCAUGGAACAGGCCUGGACAAAAAUGAUGAGACUCCUAGAAAAGAUUGACCAUAAUGUGAGCAAAGGCACGUUAAUCCAACGCACGUCCACUAAUCUGCAACAGAUGAUCUUCGGCCACGAGUGGCCGGGAUGGGCUCCAGCAGCCCCGUGACCCCAAAAGGGACAAAAUAGAAGAUGUGUCAGACCCCUUCCCCAUUGUCAGGGAUGGUUCCUCCUUUUUGACCCAAAGACACAACUCUGUCAGGACAUCCUUGUUUGCUGAGGGAAACUUUGUCAGGUCUUUGAAUGAACUUCAAAUAUACAAGCAGUGACAAAAACAGAACUAUAUACAUCUCUGUUGAUUUAACAAACGCUGACCGUGCAACAAGAAAGGAGCGCCAAUUCUUUUCAACUGAAGGUGAAGACAUGUAUUUUUCCAAAAUAUGACCAAGCAGUUCUUUCAGUUGGUCUGUGAGAGUCUAUUUACCUUUGUCCUGACUAGAAAUGUUCUAAGAAACAUACAGAAUGUCAGCAGAUCAAUACAUAGAAAAUUGUGUUUACAGCCGGUUGUUGUGAAGAAACAUCUGAGUAGAAAAUAAAAGGGUUUCAUGAAAACAGCUUUCUUGACAAGUUUAAACAGUCAGCAACACUGGCACAGCUUUGGCCUUUUUUGACGAAACAAAUACAUUUACUUCUGGAAGUUCUGAUGUUGGAAAAAGCCUUCAUGCUGUGAUUUCUGCUUAUGUGCAUUACUGUAUAAAACCUUCUAACCUCCA
Messenger RNA from Oryzias latipes (Japanese medaka), 4925 nucleotides. RefSeq names its product phosphodiesterase 1A, calmodulin-dependent (gene pde1a). The record is from RefSeq and is a predicted model, not a curated record. Lineage: Eukaryota; Metazoa; Chordata; Actinopteri; Beloniformes; Adrianichthyidae. Gene Ontology annotation, biological process: signal transduction. Gene Ontology annotation, molecular function: 3',5'-cyclic-nucleotide phosphodiesterase activity.